Molecule: messenger RNA, 1567 nt
Organism: Microplitis mediator
Lineage: Eukaryota; Metazoa; Arthropoda; Insecta; Hymenoptera; Braconidae
Exons: 5
Coding region: 239-1045 (268 amino acids)
Cellular component (GO): membrane
Source: RefSeq, a predicted model, not a curated record
UAUAAAUAAAUUUAAAUUCGAUCAGCACUUGUACAUGUUACAUAUGUGCGUUCAAGACGCAACUUUUUUACACCGAAAUGUAUUCAAUUAUAUAUGAUGAAUAAUUUGUUAUAUUAACUAAUUAUUGAUAUAAAUAAUAUAGAUUUGGGCAAAAGUUUAUUAAGUGUUAUUUUUUAAAUUAAUAACCCACAGUAAAACAACAAGAGCAAAGUGAAAAUUUAUAAAUAUACAUGUUAACAUGACUCCAAGUUAUUUUUGCUUACGUUACGUACUUUUGAGUUGCUUUAUUUUGCUCGGAAUUUUAGGUUUAAUAAUUUGUACAAUAAGUAGUUUUUUUAUUUAUCAACUACACGAUCAUAAUUAUCUCACUUCUAGUAAUGACACUUUACUACUUGAUUAUGUUAAAGGAUCAUCAUCAUCUGCAAUUAUAUUAAUUAUUAUAGGAAUAAUAAUAUUUGCAUUUUCUAUAUAUUUUUGGUAUAUUAUUGACUAUAAAUAUAAUUUUCGACAAAUAAUGACGUUUUUGUCAACUAUUAUAUUAAUCUUUAUUAUAAAAGUUACCACUGGUAUAUGGGUACUGAUAAUACAUGAAAAAUUGGGCACGUUAUUAUUAACGGGUUUAAAAAAAACAUUGGCAGUACCUAAAUUUAGUAUAAAACAAAGUUUUCUACAGUCAUCAUUAUUUAAUAAUAAUCCAGAUAAAAUAAAGUUAAUUUGUUGUGGAUAUAAUGAAACGUCAACAUCGGAAUUGGAAGAAUUAACUUCUUGGUUUUGUUGUAAUUUUAAAAGACUAAAUAAUGAAUCAAGAAGUAUAUGCGAAUAUAUAUAUGGAAAAGAAUGCUGGCAUUUAGCAAUACAUUCGAUCCGUUCAAUACUUUUUCAUAUUUUUUUAUUAAUCCUUUGUACAGUUAUUAUACAGAUUUUAAUUAUUACAAGUAUAAUUUGUUGCAUUAAAAUUAUCAAGAAAAUACAUGAAUCAAAACGAAUUGAAUGUAAUAUGCAAAAACCUUCAGCUCCACUUACAGAUACUUAUAUUACAAAUUAGUGCUAAAUCAAACGAUAUAUUAUUUUAAUAUAAAUACUAUUAUUUUUUAUUUAUACUAUCUUUAUAGUUAAAUUUUUUUUAAAUUCAUUAAAUCUCAGUAAUAUAAACUUUAUUUUAAAUCUUAUUCAUCUUAUCGCUGAUGGUGCUUUUGGUAUUACGAUGAUGUCAUUACAUGUUUUUUGUUAUCUGGUUUUAUGAAUCACAUAAUUUUGGUAAUCUAUAAAAAAUAAUCUCAUCUAAAACGUAGAAUUAUUACUCAUGAGAUGAUCAAUAUACAGAUAACACAACAAUAAAAACUAAAGCAACAAUAUAAUAUAUACACGCAAUAAUUACAAGAUGAUGAUAAUAAUAGUAAAGAAAAUUAGCAUGGUAAAAUAUAUAAAUAGUAAAGGGGGGAUAGGGAAUUUCCAAAGUUAAUAUAUGUAUAUUUAUAUGAAGAAUUGAAUAAUGUAAAUAACAAUAAAGUAAAUAUGAGAUAUUUUUUGCCAUUAAAAAGUAUUGUGCGGCAUAUAAUAUAUAUAC